This is a messenger RNA of Tripterygium wilfordii, 1967 nucleotides long. RefSeq lists its product as uncharacterized. NCBI's taxonomy places the organism in Eukaryota, Viridiplantae, Streptophyta, Magnoliopsida, Celastrales, Celastraceae. Gene Ontology annotation, cellular component: mitochondrion; nucleoplasm. The record is from RefSeq and is a predicted model, not a curated record. The transcript has 4 exons. Bases 1080 to 1763 code for a protein of 227 amino acids. Gene Ontology annotation, molecular function: cadherin binding.
UAGUAGGAAUGCCUCGGGACUUGUCGCGGUCACCAUCGCGGUCGCCUACUUACAGGCGAAGGCGUUCACCAUCACCUCUAGGGCAUGGAUAUAGCAAGAGAAGUCGAAGGGACAGAAGUCGGUCACCAUAUCCUCAUAGCAGGUCAUCCCGUUUAUAUUAUUUUUGUUAGAUAGUUCAUGUUAGUUAAUGGUGAAGCAAUUGUAAGAAAGUAUGUGACUCACAUUUUUCUUUUGUUGAUCUGUACACAUCGCAAGCUUCUGUAGACAUAAGAAGUUGUUUCUCCAUCUUCGCUUGUCAGAAACCCUUAAUAACUUGGGUCAGAGUUUAAUCGGGGCAGCUUUUAACUGUAUGAACUCUCAGAUGUUAGUUUACUUGUAUAAAAAUUCAUGUGGAUAUACCACUUCAAGUGCAUGGUUAUAUGUAGAAUUUUGUGGAUUUUCAAUUUAUUGUAGUUAAAUAGAUGAACUGUUUCGCGAAUGUUGUAGCUCAAAAUUCAUUUCCAAAUCCUAAAAUACCAUUCUGAAUUCUCUUGGAGGAGUUUGCAGAAAAUGGUUCCGAGUUAGAUUUUUACACUCCAAAUAAUCAGUAUUCUGGUUUCUCGGUGUAACAUGUUCAAGUGCAUGGGUAUACAUAGUUUGAUAAUUUCCUUUCUUAUGCCGAUGGAGUCUCUUGUUAGUUUUCAUCGGCACUUCAUUGAUUAUAAACUUACAUUGUAUGAACAUCAUGUUGGUGUUCAAUUUCUUAGAUCAAUUAAGAAGAUUGAUGAUUUAGUAGCACAGAAUAAUAAACAAUUAUCUUUCUUUUGAUGGGCACCUGACUAUUUGGAACUUACUGUUUUUAUGGAGCACGGAAAGAUACGAAAUAAGAUUAUUUGGAGUGGCAAAUAGAGUGCUUUGAGAGCAUAUAGGAUGUAUGGUCUUUAUAAGGAAGCAAAGAAACUCAAUUUCUUCCCAUCGUAAGGGAAUGGGAAGUGAGCAGGUGAUGGGUGACAUGUGUGUCCUUUCGUUGCUUGAUUCUGACAUUUGCUUCUUCAUGUGAUGAAAGAUGGAGCACAAGUUAUUCUUAACAAUAUUAAUAUAUGAGGCGGAGAAGUCGUUCUCCUCCUCCAAGGCGUAGAAAAAGUCGCUCACCAACCCCUAGGCGACACAAGAGGCAAAGAAGUAGGAGUUCCUCGUUGACUCCUACUCAUAAUAAAUCUUCUAGUUCAAGUCUUGGGUCAACAGAAAGAAAAAAUGCAAUUGAAAAACAGAAAAAAGAAGAAGAAGAGAAGAAAAGGUGUCAACAAGAAGCAGAAUUGAAGCUGCUAGAAGAAGAAACAUCAAUGAGAGUCGAAGAAGCCAUCCAAAAGAAUGUGGAAGAGAGUUUGAACACUAAGGAGAUUCAGCAGGAAAUACAGAAGCGUUCAGAGGCAGGACGAAAAAGACUUCUUGAUGAAGUUGAUGCCCAACUUGAGAAAGAAAAGGAAGCUGCUCUUAUGGAGGCUAGACAGAAGGAGGAGCAAAUUCGAAAAGAGAGAGAAGAGCUGGAAAAGAUGCUUAAGGAGAACCGAAGGCGGGUGGAAGAAUCUCAGAAAAAGGAAGCUUUGGAGCAGCAGCAGAGAGAGGGGGAAAGGUAUCGGGAACUAGAAGAACUCCAAAGACAAAAAGAAGAGACCAUGAGAAGGAAAAAGCAGCAUGGAGAGGAAGAAGGUUUAAACCAGAUGAAACUUUCCGGCAAGAAUAAAUCCCAGCCGAAGUUGUCAUUCGCCUUUGGCUCAAAGUGAUUAUCAUAUAAUUAUCAGUUGACUUCUAAGUUUUGCUUGGUGUAGUUGGAGUGGGUGGCGUUAGGCUUGAGAAAAAAAAAAACAAGUUUGAGCAGUUUGGGGAAAUUAAACUGUAUUUCUCGUGGAUGUGAACAAGUUUAAGCAAUGUUCAAAGAACAACUUUUUUUCGUCCAUUACUUUGUUUAAUUUUCCUUGUGAAGAUCU